GAUAACAAUGUAUAUGCGGUGAGAUAGUAGUCAAUUCCAUUCAAUGCUUUAAGGACGACACUGGGAAGUUCUGGCGAAUGCACAUUAAGGAAAGAUGACGUGUCAACCUUGCCCCCCAGGGACGCACGUUAAGCCCCCAUGUACAGACACUACCCCUUCAUGCGUAGCCUGUAUACCAGGUAGAUACAAUCCAGGUUGGACCAGAGCAAUUGACUGUCGACCCUGUAAAAGGCACUGUCACGGGUAUGAUGAAAUCCCAAAGAAACCCUGCAGGCGUCUUCAUGACCUUCAAUGUGGUUGUCGGAGUGGUUCCUGGCACUAUAAGCCCAACACCAAAUCUUCGAAGUGUCUUCCGCUCAGGGUGUGCGACAGUGGUUUUGGAGUGACAAUUCCAGGCACUAACGUCAGUGACGUUACUUGUGGGGAGUGUAUUAAGGGAGAGACAUUCUCCGAUGUAAGGAGCAGCUUCGCCGGAUGCAAGCCGUGUACGCAAUGCCAAGACCUAGGGUGGGAGGAGUUACAAGCGUGCACAACCGUGUCGGAUGCUGCAUGCAACAUUAUCACAACGGAAUCACCAAAACCAAACGAGGAAGUAUCGGCAAACCCGGCUUCGAGACAACCAAUACGCAUAUCAAAUCAAACGAGUCCGACUGAUCAAAACACAAUCAUACUGUCGUCAGCAGCAGCUGUCAUCAUCGUACUUGUCAUACUUGGAAUAGUUCUUUAUAGAUACAGGCGUCGGAUAGGAAAGCAAUCUGUCAAUAUCAAAAGGAAAGAUGUAGAAGGGGGAGAGCACGGGUCACAAGAACCGCUGAAUCCUGGAGGAAGUCCCGAGGUUGUGGUCAAAUAUACUAAAGCAUCUUCGAACUCGGGAAAUGUUUGUAGACGGCGGUCAUCAACCGUCGCACCGUCUGGGAUCGAUAAGAUUGGGUUGGACAAGGGGCCCAGGUCGCCCUCCCUCUUAAAGAUGGAUAGGAUGCCACCAUUUCCACCAAGUAAGAAGAGAGAAGGUGUUGAUUUGGUGGACAUAUUUAUCUGGGUGGCAGCCAACCACGGUCUUGACGGGUUCCAGUCGUUCUUGCUGGCCUUGCCAUCCGAGGCUGAGAACGGUCGUCUCACUAAGGCUGAAAUUGAGGCUAUUGAAUACGAACACGGAAGAAACCUACAGACCAUCAUAAGGGAGGGCCUGGAGAAAUGGAGGGAUAAGAAUGCGGAGAAGACGGAAGACGAGGUGCUGGUGGACAUUUUCGAAACAUUGAGCAAGACCAAUAAGUACGACCUGGCUGAACAACUCAGUGAUCAGUUUGCUGAUCACCCUGUAGAUUAAAAAGUCGGAAGUACAGUGUACACAUAUGCAAGUAUCAAUUCGUUUCUUGUGCCCCCCCCCCCCCCCCCCCCCUCUUCAAGGGUAGUUAAGCUAUCACCACUAAUCUUUGCCGAUGCUUGAGUAGUAUUUAUUUUUCCUUUAGUGAAAAUAUGGCGAGGCUGGAAAGAAUAAGGAUGCUAAUGUGUCGAUGUCUUGUCGAACAUACAGCCUUACCCAGUAAAAUUAGUCCGGUUACUUUAUAUGAUGGUGAUAACUGAUAUAUUGUUGAUGGUGAUGUCUUGACGAAAGAAAAAGUAGCAUUGGUGAAAAAAGGGUGAUGCUUGAGCCUUAAGAUGUCGUUAUAGGGUGAUAAGGUGUCGUACCCUUGGGGGGGGGGGGGGGGGGUACAAGACACGAAUUGAUACUUGCAAUAAUAGUGAGGUUUUAUCCCGUUCCGAGAACCAAUUGAUUGAGAAUGGUACUCAUUCCCUUUCCCGUUAUCUGAUAAAUAGUAAUGAGUUUCGCAAUCCUGACCAAGAUCCAGCAGUGGCUGGCGUUUUUUCACGGUUUUCACUGUUGAGACCGAUUGUUUUUAGUGGCGUAACACGGCCUGUUUAUCCACUCACCACCUGGUUCCACGGCCUGAAGCACGGUAUCCGCUUUCGAGAACAGGAUGACCUCAUAGAAAGAAACCUACCAUUCUCGGUGAAGUGGUUCUCGGGUCGGAACGGGAUAGCGAAACCACACAAAAUUGGUAGAGCCUCACACUGAUCGUUUUCUGUCCUGCUCUUCUUUGAAAGCAUGGUGUUUUGAUAUUAGACGACGAAGUAAGAAGUCUGUAAAUAGGCAGGUUUUGCAACCCUCACGAAAAACUACGAACGAGCAGCUACAAAGUAUGUCAAUGUACUUUAUCGACGAAGUUUUUUUAAAUUUGCACGAUAUCUCGUUUAGCUGAAAAUAGAAGAUAAUUUACGAGUAAAGGAAUUCACACAACCAAACAGACCUUCGUGCUUUGUACUUCGUCGUUCGUGAGGGGAUACAAAACCUGCCUAAUAUAUCUCUUUGAUGAUUGCAUUAUUGCGACUUUCUUGAUUCUUCGUUUACUUAUCUGGAAGCCGAUUUACGAGUGUCGUGUCGAUGGAUUCGCGCUGGCAAAGCUGCUCACUUCGCCUUUCGUAAAGUUAACAAAACUUGCUUAAUCAUAUACGCCCAAUAUUAAGUGUACAACAGAACAUCCCUCUUUGUCCUUGAACAUGUUGUAGUGAUAAUAGAUAUGACGGGAUGUUUCAGAAAAGGUGUCAGAAUACCAUUACCAUUGUUGUUGCAUAUUCGUGGUGUUUGGUGAGACAACCCAUAUAUCCAGGGCGGUGUCUAUCCCCUAAGCACUGACAGGCUACAAUAAAUGUACCUAUUUUACCCGUAUCUAUUUUACCUAGUACCUAUUUUACCCGUACCUAAUUUACUUGUAUCUAUUUUACCUGUACCUAUUUUACCGUACCUAUUUUACCCGUACCUAUUUUACCCGUACCUAUUUUACUGGAUACCGGUAAAAAAGGCACUGGAAAAAAAGGCACUUGAAAAAAAGGCGCUAGGAAAAAAGGCACUAGGAAAAAAAGGCACUGGAAAAAAGGCACCAGGAAAUCACUAUACUAGGUAAAAAAGGCACUGGAAAAAAAGGCACAAGGAAAUCUCUAGGUGAAAAAUUCACCUCGGCCCAAAAUUCAUAUGGGGUGCCCCCCAUGCAUUUCUAAAUGUGUAUGUGUUUUUUUGUUAGUUUUUUUCUUUAGGUAAAAACCUGCAAACCUGCCCCAACCCGUUUUAGUUCACAUGGGUGAGCUCCGGGGGUGAUUUUAUGUCAUCAUGUCGAUCUUAGCGUCGUCGCUUACCUUUUGACACUCAUGUGAUAAACUAUUGUAUCUUGUAGAAAUAGGUUAUUGGUGAGGGAACCCUGAAUCUAAUUUGAUUAAACUACUCGACCAAAUCGGAUGAUCUUUGUAUCAUUUUUUAUAAGGAUUCCCUGCCUAUCCAAGCUAGUUUUUCCGUACCUUUUUUUCCAGUGCCUUUUUUUCCAGUGCCUUUAUUACCUACAUUCAUAUGACACAUGUAUAAUGAAGUUCAAAGUCAAAUAGUGUCUACAAAUAAACAGCAUAAUCUUUAUUGAAAAUAUACCAAAUAUUUCUUUACAAAAUGUACAAAAGAG
Lineus longissimus is the source of this 3506-nucleotide messenger RNA. RefSeq names its product tumor necrosis factor receptor superfamily member 21-like. Lineage: Eukaryota; Metazoa; Nemertea; Pilidiophora; Heteronemertea; Lineidae. Bases 95 to 1327 code for a protein of 410 amino acids. The record is from RefSeq and is a predicted model, not a curated record. Gene Ontology annotation, biological process: signal transduction. Gene Ontology annotation, molecular function: protein binding. The transcript has 9 exons.